Bicyclus anynana (squinting bush brown) is the source of this 1440-nucleotide messenger RNA. RefSeq names its product retinol dehydrogenase 11. NCBI's taxonomy places the organism in Eukaryota, Metazoa, Arthropoda, Insecta, Lepidoptera, Nymphalidae. The record is from RefSeq and is a predicted model, not a curated record. The coding region runs from base 385 to 1323 and encodes 312 amino acids. The transcript has a single exon.
UUCAAUCAAAUAAACAAACAAACAAACUCUUCAGGUUUAUAAUAUUAGUAUAGAUAAAAUUUUCGGGAAAAUUAAGCCAAUAUUGUGUAUCUUACUUUAUCAGAGAAUAUACUCGUAAAUUUAAUUAUCUAGUUUUAACUUAGUACUUCAAUUAGUAGCAAAGGCUCGCACUAAAUGGUACUUUACUUGACUUGGCACUACAACGGUUUCUAUACAAAUUUAUUACCUACCAAAGAUUUUCUGUCUAGUUUAUCAUCAUUUUAACCAUAAAUAUAAGAUCGGACUUACACAAUCUUGGCCUUAUAUAAAGAUGCUCUGCCUAAAUAACUUGUACUUCAAACUGGAGAUACCUUCCAGUCUUUGAAUUACUUUGAAAUAAUAUAGAUGAAAAAAAAUAGAUUGUACAGUAUGCGUGUUUUAGACGACUUUACCAAUUGUGAGUCGAACGUGCGUUUGGACGGCAAAGUGGCGCUAGUAACCGGAGCAACAUCUGGUACGGGGCUAGAAAUUGCCAAAAACUUAGCCAGACGAGGUGCCAAAGUCAUCAUCGCAAGUAGAAACCCUGCCAAACUAGAAACAGCAAGAAAUCAAAUCAUCCAAAGCUCAGGAAACGAAAAUGUAGACGCAAAACCAAUAGAUUUUGAAUCACUGAAAUCUAUAAGAAAUUUUGCCUACGACAUACGAAUGUUUGAACCAAAAUUGAAUAUUCUUAUAAACAACAUCGGUGCGAUUGGCUUAGACGACAGAUUGACUGGAGAUAAUUUACAUACGAUGAUGCAGGUGAAUUAUUUCGGAGCGUUUUUACUAACAUUCCUUCUAUUCCGGCUGAUGAAAGCAUCAGCACCGAGCAGAAUUGUAAAUGUGUCAUCCUUGGCUCUAAUUCUUGGGAAAAUAGAGAUAGACCACAUGAAUGAUGUCGGGAGGUACUCGAAUUUUAGUAUCUACUGCAACGCGAAGUUAGCAGAUGUGCUUUUUACAGUUGAAAUGGACAGAAGAGUUAGAGGAAGUGGUGUCAGUGUUUACAGUAUGGAUCCAGGUUUGGGGAAAUCGCAGUUUUUUAGAAACUAUGGUAGCUCGUUUUGGAAGAAUACAUUGAACUGUUUACUUUUAAUAUUUGGUAGACCUUUACACCGGGUCGCGAUAAUGUCAGUAUUCUUAGCGAUCGACCUGAGGGUUGAAAGGGCAAGUGGAAAACAUUUCAGGGACUGUCACGAGUUUUACAGCUCAUGGUUUGCUAAUGACACAAUUUUAACUGCAAAAUUGUGGGAGGAAUCGAAGAGACUGGUGGGAAUCACGCCGAAGGAGGAUUGGGAAAGAUUUUAGUGUAAAGAAUCUAAAAAGAUUUUAGUUAAUUAAUACACUAAUACUAAAUAAUUUUGUGUAAGUAUAGUAAAAUAGGUACAAGUAUAUUCUGAUAAGAGAGUAUCAAAUUAAAACAAA